AUGGUCAAGGUUCAGAGUUCCUCUAUGUUUUUAUUUUGGUUUCUAUUGGAAUGCCUACUUCAUGUCUGCUUACCUUACACAGAUGGGGUUUAUCCUGCUGGGAAAGCAAUGGACUCACCAGGGAGUAGACAGUUACAAAGAUCAAAAGCUCUUGUGGAAGAACCCGGAGACAUCAUUUCAGUAAUUUAUCCAACCCCAGGAACCUCAAAAGCAAUUCCACGUAGACCUGGUCUUGUUCAUGUAAUUUCAAUUUCUAGUAUAGCCUUUGCCAUUGCCCUGAUAUGUGGACUCAUAAUCUCCUAUAUGAUAUAUCGGCUGGUAAAAGCUGAGGAACAACAGCAGCUUGCAAUGUUGUAUGAAAAGGUCGAGAUUCCCCUUUUAGAUGAGGAGGUCUCAGAAGAUGAAGGCCAGGAUGAGUCUUCUAAACCACAUCCAAAGAAUGAGGAGCUGGGGAAGUUCAUCGGCUCAGUUAUUAAGACAAAAAGAAAAGAAAAAAAUUUGAAGAAGAAAGUGAAGGGAGAGAAAAAUCUUCUGCAGGAAAAUACAUCAGAGAGUUCCAAUUAUACUGAAACAGUGGAGAGUCAUGACAAAAUGGAAAAGGGUGAGAGCAGUGAGAAUCUGUGA
Messenger RNA from Alexandromys fortis (reed vole), 624 nucleotides. RefSeq names its product chromosome unknown C19orf18 homolog (gene CUNH19orf18). The transcript has 5 exons. The record is from RefSeq and is a predicted model, not a curated record. NCBI's taxonomy places the organism in Eukaryota, Metazoa, Chordata, Mammalia, Rodentia, Cricetidae. Bases 1 to 624 code for a protein of 207 amino acids.